AGUCAGUUGGAAAUUAAUACAAUAUUGUUACAGAUUCCGUCGACGCAUGAAUGGCAUAUUCCUCGCCCCUCUUUAUCGAGCAGUAGCGGAUCCGGUAGCAUCAACGAUUCACGAUCUCGUGGCGGCUCCGCCUCCAGCCAAGGCUCUUCUAGCAACCAUAGCACCCACAGCGUUUCGUCGGGUUCAUUGUUACUCAGCGCGGCUCACUUGGCACGCAUGAGUGGACGGAGCAGCAACACUGAGGAGCUGGGUCCAUAUCAUAGCAAGUUUGGCGGCUAUGAACGCAAGUUCGCUCUUCCAGAAGCAGUGGUCGCGAUUCCCGAGGAGCCACACGAUCACAACGAAUCCAUUUGGAGUGGCGUGAAGACGGAAUGCUCGCGCGAUCAAGACGCCACUUCUAUAGCUAGUUCAACUCACUUCACAGUUGUAAAUGGUUAUACGAAGCAAUGUCCGAACAAGGAGAACAAAUCCUGCUGUUGUAAUCACUCGCACCAGAUAACCGUCCUUGUGAUAACGAUGACUAUAUUGUUCUCUGCGUGUAUACUGGCAGCGAUAUGCUUUGUCGAAAUGCGAAUGCGCAAGGAGACCGGCAUGUACAAAUAUUCAUAAGUUUCAAAGAAGACCAAAACUUUGAAGUUUUUACCAGCUUAUUAGUUACUAUUUGGUCGUAGUUUAACAGCAAAUGUUUAGAUAAUUUUGAUACACGAUAUUUUAUUUAAAAAAAAACAUUUCGUAAUAUUGUGAACUAUUAUAUUCUUUCAGAAUUUCAACACGCUGUUUUGUUUUAUAUAAACAAAUACGUAUAUUUCAUGAAUUAGUGCAAUAAAAAUCCAGUUUACUGGAAUUUAGGUAAAUAAAAUUAGAAAAAGCCUAUUAUUUAUUGUAACUUAAAGUUUAGUUGUUUUUUUUUUCAUUAAUUUAAUCUUAGUCUAAACUUUGAUGUACACGGUAUUUUAUUAUUAGUGUAAAUUGUUAGAAGUUUAUUAGUUUAUUCAUAUUGACGAUUAGUCUAAUUGUAUCUCAAAUUCAAGCUAUUUUAAUGUACCACAAUAGUUUUUAAGCAAUAAGUAAUUUUAGUAACGACACUGCAUUUGCAUCAAUGUUCUGAAAAAUAAAAUUUGCAUUUUUUCGUAAAUUUCAUGAAAAACUGCAACUUUGAUGUAAUUUUCGCCAGCGAAUGUAGUAGUUUUAUGUAGUAUUAAUUGAUAUUCAAGUGAACAACGAUUACAAUGAAACACGAAUUUGUUACAUAUUUUGAACUGUGAUAAUGAAACAAAAUAAACUAUUAUUCAAA
This is a messenger RNA of Bombyx mandarina (wild silkworm), 1294 nucleotides long. RefSeq lists its product as uncharacterized. Lineage: Eukaryota; Metazoa; Arthropoda; Insecta; Lepidoptera; Bombycidae. The record is from RefSeq and is a predicted model, not a curated record.